Messenger RNA from Anopheles maculipalpis, 855 nucleotides. Its product is annotated as ER lumen protein-retaining receptor. Gene Ontology annotation, molecular function: ER lumen protein retrieval receptor activity. The coding region runs from base 35 to 673 and encodes 212 amino acids. Lineage: Eukaryota; Metazoa; Arthropoda; Insecta; Diptera; Culicidae. The transcript has a single exon. The record is from RefSeq and is a predicted model, not a curated record. Gene Ontology annotation, biological process: endoplasmic reticulum to Golgi vesicle-mediated transport; protein retention in ER lumen. Gene Ontology annotation, cellular component: endoplasmic reticulum; cis-Golgi network; membrane.
ACACCGCAACAAAGGAGUGGAGUAAUUUCCGAAAAUGAAUAUUUUCAGAUUGGCCGGCGAUUUAUCGCAUCUGCUUGCAAUAAUUUUACUGCUGAUAAAAAUAUGGAAAACCAGAUCGUGCGCUGGUAUUUCCGGUAAAUCGCAAAUUCUGUUCGCCAUCGUCUACAUUAGCCGUUACCUGGAUCUGGUAACAACGUUCAUCAGUGUAUACAACACCUUCAUGAAGCUGGUCUUCAUAAGUACCUCUGUGGCCACGAUUUAUCUGAUGUACGUCAAGUUUAAGGCAACUUACGACCACAACCACGAUUCGUUCCGCAUCGAGUUCCUGCUGGUACCGUGCUUUCUGCUGGCCCUGCUGAUCAAUAACGCAUUCACCCCUCUGGAGAUCUUGUGGACGUUCUCCAUCUAUCUGGAAGCGGUUGCCAUUCUACCCCAGCUGUUCCUGGUCAGCAAAACGGGUGAAGCAGAAAGUAUCACGAGCCACUACUUGUUCGCCCUGGGUUCAUAUCGUGCGCUGUACCUGCUUAACUGGAUCUACCGAUAUUAUGCCGAGGGCCAUUACGAUUUGAUUGCCAUCUUUGCCGGCGCGAUCCAGACGAUCCUGUACUGUGACUUCUUCUAUCUCUACAUAACGAAGGUGCUUAAAGGCAAAAAACUACAACUGCCAGCGUAAGUGGCUUUCCUUUGGGCAGUAGUAGCGAGGCAAUCGAUGUUAAACUAUCGAAAGGAUUAAUCAAGAGCAAUUUCUCCUGGCCUGGGUUGAAGCUUCAGCGACGACAUCAAACAAUACAUUUACAAUUGAACUUGCAUCUUGGCCAUGAUUGCGUUACGGCCAAACAUUAAUACAAAACAAAA